AUGAAGUGGCAAAGGCAGAGCCCUUGGCACGAACCUGAAUCUCACCAUAAAUUCACAUCUUUUGUUCCUAAGUCUCUAGGAAGCAGGAUGCCAAUGCCUCUGGGGAAACAGGUCUUUUUCGCCGGAGUGGCAGCUAGUGGGAGCUGCGCCAUUCUGUACUACCUGGUCCAGAAAACUUUUUCCAGAGCUUCCUAUUACCAGCUGGCUCUGGAGCAGCUGCACAGCCACCCUGAGGCACUGGAAGCUCUGGGCACUCCUCUCAACGUUCACUACCUGAAGCUCACUGACAAGUACAACUUCGUGGACAUCGCCGAUGCAAAGCUGAAGAUCCCUGUCUCUGGACCAAAGUCAGAGGGCCAUCUCUAUGUCAGCUCAUCCAGAGAUGCCCCCUUUAAGAGGUGGAACCUUCAGGAGGUCUUCUUAGAGCUCAAGGACGGUCAGCAGAUUCCCCUGUUCAAGCCCAGCAGGGACAACGACGAGGUGAAAAAGGAGUGA
Rangifer tarandus platyrhynchus (Svalbard reindeer) is the source of this 495-nucleotide messenger RNA. Lineage: Eukaryota; Metazoa; Chordata; Mammalia; Artiodactyla; Cervidae. The record is from the annotation of a GenBank genome assembly.